CUCAGGGAAUUUGUGAUGAUGUCUGGUUACGUCUAAAGGCGUCACCUCCCCCCCUCCUUUCUCAUGAGCUUUUCAAAAUCUGAAACAAGAUGCAGCUGAGCUAUGCUGGAGCAGUUUGUAGCUGAAGAGAGCCGAGAGGAUACGGCUCACGCCGAGUCCCAACUAAAAAUUCAAGGAGGGCGGAAAUUCGUAAACUGGGGUCCGGAUGCUAAAGUGUAGCUAAUUAUAUGAAAUCUUAGUAAAUAAUUUAGUCUGGUCUAUAAAUAAAAAACUUUUUGCCGCAUUUACCAAAUGCUUGAGUAGUCCACUCUUGUGCCCGUGAAAAGAGGAAGGGCAUCUCUACAGUCCGGAACGUUGUUGGCUGGGGGCUGUGCUAUGGGAUGGACGAGGCCCAGCAGGACCAGUAUGAGCUGCAGCUGAGAGAAGUCUUCCAGAGUUUCGAUGCCACCGGGCGGGGCUCCCUGUGCCGGCAGGAGCUCUCGGACCUGUGCCAGACCCUGCACCUGGAGGAGGCCACGCCCACUCUGCUCCACACGCUACUGCAGGACCGGGACAGUGCCAACGGCAGGGUUGAUUUCCAGCAGUUUAAGGACGCGCUUAUUCUCGUGCUGUCGUCUGGAGCAGGAGAGCCCGUGACAGGCCAAGACACCACCUCGCCGCCAGACUCCCCGGAGGCGCGGCCCAAGUUCGUGAAGGACGGCAAACGCUACGGCCGGAGGUCGGUCCCGGAGUCCCGCGACUCCGUCACCGGGUUCUCCGAGGUGCCCGACUCCGACCCGGCGGGACAGGACCACGAGGAGGCGGAGAACCCCACGGUGCCCCCCCGAAAACGAGAGCGCUGGAACACUCAUGCCGACGGCACAGAGGAGUAUGAAGCUGAAGGUCAGCUGCACUUUUGGAACCCCGAUGAGCCGGGCACCCCCAGGGGGGCGGCGAUGCCCCUGUCGGAGAGGCUGGAGGAGAGGCUGUACGGGGCGUGCGAGGACCUGGCGCUGUCCUGGGACGGCCUGGCCAGUCGCAGUGAGCUGCUCUCCGUCUGCGAACACCUGGGACUGGAGGUGACGGAGGAAGCGCUCGGGAAUCUGGGCAGCGAUGGGGUGAUGAGCGUGCAGGAUUUCGUGUCCUGGGUUCUGGAGCACUGCAAGCCCCCCACCCCUUCCGCCUCCACCCCUUAUCGACAGCUCAAGAGACACCACUCCACCCAGCCUUUUGACGAAAUGGGGCGCAGGAUCGCCACCCCGUCCGCCAUGACCGGCACCAUCGGCCUGCGCCUCUUCUCCAGCCUGGACGACGGCUCGGGCUUCGCCCCCGUGGAGAACCUUCUGGAUGCCUGGCUGGACGAGGGCAUUGAGAACAGCCCUGAGAUCCUGCAGGCUUUGGACUUCAGCCUGGAUGGGAAGGUGAACCUCGGUGACCUCACCAUCGCCCUGGAGAACGAGCUGCUCAUUACCAAGAACGGCAUCCACCAGGCAGCGCUGGCCAGCUUCAAGGCUGAGAUCCGACACCUUCUGGAGUGUGUGGACCGCGAACUUCGGGAGAAGGAGAAGAUCCGCUCAGACUUUGAGAAGACGGAGAAGCUGAAGAACCAAAUGGCGACCGAGGUGGACGAGCACCACUCGGCCAUCGAACGAAUGAACGACCUCAACCUCAGGAAACUGGAACAGGAACACAGGGAGAAGCUGGCGGUCGUCAGGACCGAGUUGACCAAAGAAAUGGACCUGAUCCAGCAGCAGGCCAGCCAGCAGCGCGAGGAGCAGGAACGCGAGAUGGAGAGGUUGAAGGAGGACGAGGCCUUUCUGAGAGACCACCUCUCACUCACCAUCAAGGAGAAUGGACGCCUGGAGUUAGAACUGCUAGAAGGCACAGAGAAACUGGUAGAGGCAGAGAACACUAUCAACAAACUUCAGAGGAACCUGGACAAUAUCCUCAAGGAGAAGUUCGGGGAUUUGGACCCAGGCAGUGCUGAGUUCUUCCUUCAGGAGGAGCGCCUCAGGCAGCUGCGUAGUCACUACGAAGGCCAGUGCAGGGAGAUGCAGGAUCGUAUCGAUGAGCUGCAGGCUGAGCUGGAGGAGUACCAAACCCUUGGCAGGACUCCUAAUGCCUCCCUCAAGCCUUCGUUGUCGGAAGAGUUUGACAGUAAGAGCCCUGGCAUCGAGUCUGACCAAGGUCUCGGCUCAGAAGACUGCCAGCCCUUCAACAUGACCCUGGAGGCGGAGAUGCUGAUGGAGCAGCUGAAAGCACAGCACCUCCAGCAGGUGGAGAACCUCAGAGCCCAAAUGGAGACCAAGGUCUGUGAAUACCAACAGAAGGUAGAGGAGCAGCGGGCAGCUCAUGAAGAGGAGCAGAGGGUGCUGUCCCUCCAGUGCCAGGGGGAGGUGCAGGCCUUGCAGGAGGAGAUGUCCAGGGUCCAGGACCGAGUCCAGGAGCUGCAGAACCAGCUGGACCAGGUGCAGCUGGAGCGGGUGAGGCUGGAGCAGAGCCAGGCGGAGGAGCGGGCAGAGUUGGGGAGGCGGCACCAGGAGGAGAUGAACUCCCUCAGGCAGGAGCUGUUGGAGGCCCAGGCCCAGAUCACCAAGCUGGGAGACCAGCUGAAGACCCUGGAGGCUCACCAGGCUACAUGUGAGCAGAGCCUGACUGAGGAGUGGGAGGUUCUCCGGAGGCUGCAUGAUGAGCAGCUCACACAGCAGGAGGAGCAUCACCGAGCGGUCCUGCAUGCCAGGCUGGAGGAGGAGAGGGAGAGGAUGCUGGCGGAUAGGGAGGAGGCAGUGAGGCGGCUCGUGGAGCAGUGGGAGAGGGAGAAGGACCAACUGCAGGAGAGCCAUGAAGCGCUGCUUCAGGCCAGGCUAGAGGAGGAGAGGCAGAGGUACCUGGGGGAAAGUGAAGAUCAGGAGAGGAGGCUCAUGGAGCAGUGGGAAAAGGAGAGGCUAGAGCUUAAGGAGCAGCAGGAUGGUGCCUUUCAGGUGAUGCUGGAGGAGGAGCGUCUCAGGCUGCUCAAGGAUCAGGAGCAGCUGGAGAGGAGCCUUUUGGAGAAGUGGGAGAAGGAGAGGGCCCAGCUUGAGGAGAGCCAGGAGAGAUUCUUCCAGACAAGGCUUGCAGAGGAGAGGGUCCGUAUUCAGGAUGAGGUAGAGAAGAGCUUCAUGGACAUUUGGCAGAAUGAGAAAGCUCAGAUUGAGGAGCAUCAUGAGGAAGUCCUCCAAGGCAGAGUAGAGGAGGAGAGGGACAGACUCUUGGGGGAGAGGGAGGUGCAGGAGAAGAGGUUGCUUGAGCAGGUGGAGGAGGAAAGAGCCCGUCUGGAGGAGAGCCACAGGGAAGCCAUGCAGGAGCUGAGCGCCAGACACAGCGAGGAGAGGGAGAGGCUGAGUGGUGCGCUGGACAGACUGCGGGAGGAAAUCGCAUUAGAGAGGAAAGAACUGGAGAACCACUUCUCACAGAGGAUCAGGGAGGUAGAGGCACGGUUCUCGGGGGACCAGAAAGCUGUCUCGGAACGCUUCCAGACUGAUGUAUCCAAGUUGGAGCAGCACUACCAAAGUGAGCUACAGGGUCUUUCCGAGCGUCACUCUGAAGAGAAGGCCAAGUGGAAGGCUGAGAUGGACGAGGCUGCCCGGGUGGCUGAACAAGAAAAGAGGGCUCUGCAGGAAGUUCUGGAGCAAGAGAAACAAUCUCUCACCCAAGAGCUGUUGAAGGAACGAGACCGACUGGAGCAGAGCCACAGGGAAGAGUUUGAUGCCUUGGCAGCUAAAAACAGGGAGCUCCAAAAUGAGCUGGAAAACUUGAUCAGCACUGCACAGUCCAAAGAGAUUGAGCUGAGCAGGCAGCUGAACGAGUUGCACAACAGAUUGCAGGAGAACCUAGACGCCAAAGACGAGCUCUUGGCCCAAUCAGAAAAGAAGGCCCAGGAGAUUGAACUGCUCCUUCGACAGGCAGCAGAGGACUUUGAGCAGGAGAAGACGGAGCUACAGGGUAACCUUAAUCAACUUGAAGAGAGGAACAAGCAGACGCUUUGUCUAGCAGAGAAACAGGUGGAGGAACGGGAGAAACUGCUGGCAGAGAAUGACCAUCUGAAGUCCAAGAUUCAGGAAAUGGAGGCUGAAAUGAAUCAGCUGUUGGAGCUGAGAGAAAAUUUUGAAGAGAUCAAGAGAGGAAGGGAAGAAUCUUUUGGAGUGAUCACAUCUCUACAAAAUGAGAUUGAAGAUCUGAAGGCUGAAAUACAGGUGCUGACCAUAUCUGAUAAGGAACAGGAAGUGCAUUCAGAGAAUGCAUUAGAAACUGAGGCAUUUAGUGGGGACAAUCUUGUCCGUUCAAUACAAUCCCCUUUGCCAGAUGGAAAAGUAUGUGGUGAAAAUGCAGAUACUGAUAGUGAGGAGGCUCUUUCUCAGGAUAGGGUGUCGCAGCUGAAGAAAGAGACAAAGAUUAUUUCAAAGCUGCAGGCAGAUUAUAAGGAGGCAGUAAAGGAACGAGACCUCAGCAUCUGCAGGAUUGCAGCAUUACAAGACCAAGUGGACAGGCUUCAGAACCAAGUCUGUCUCCUUGCUGAGCUUCAGGACCAAUGUGAUUCUAUGAACGAGAAGAACCUGGUUCUCCAAGAGCAAGUAUACCAGCUGCAGCAGAAGGGAAGUCAACUUGAGAACAUCCUGGAGGACAACAACAAGAAGAUGGCUGCUGGUGCACAAGCUCUUGAGGAGAACAGCUACCUCAGGGAUGAAAUUUCUGCAAUGACGGAACAUACUAAAGAGAUGGAGGCAAAGACCUCAGAGAUGGAGGAUCUCCAGACCAGGUAUAAGGAAUGCAUCUGUGAAAACACCAGACUCAGGGAGCAGAACAGGAAGCUAGAAGACCAGUUUUUGGACCUUGACCGCAAGAUGUACCUUAUCCAGGACUUCAAAGACCAGCAUGCCAGACUGCAGGAUGAAAUGACCAGGGUGAAAGACGAGAACUCCAGGCUCAUUGCUCAGCUGCAAGACAUGCAGAAACACAAUGACAUUUUCAUGGUCCUUCAGCAGGAUACAGAGAUUGCUUUGGCUGAGGCCAUGAGCGAGGAUACCUUGCAGGACCUGAGCUCUCAGCUGGAAGCCAAGAUCCAGGCUGUGUCUGACUUGGAAGACUGCUGCACGGAGUUUGAGAGGCAGAACGCCAAACUCCGGAGAGCUCUCACUGGUUUGCAGGACAGAUCUCUUAAGAUACAAGAAACGAUGCGAGUCCAUAGGAGCGAAGCUGGUCGUCUGGCAGAAGAGAACGUCAUUCUGAGACAGAGCAUCUCCGCGUUGAAGGAAGAGGACCUCCGCAACACCCAAGAAGAAAUGCUGCGAAAACUUGAACACUACAAGAAGGAGAAGUUGACUGCUCAAAGGGUUGCAGAGAACCUAAAGAAGCAGGUGGCAGAACUGCGGGUUCAGGGACAACAGCUGGAGCAGGAGAAUGAGCUCCUGUCACAGAAAAAUACCAAGAAUGCAGCUGAUGUGCAGGAGCUGAACCACCGGCUGUCUGACAUGCUCAGGCAACGUGAGAGGAAGGAGGCAGGCAGAUGCCCAAACCAGCAGGGGGAGCCAGAGAGGGAUGACCUCACCACUGAGUCUGCACAGGAAAGAAGAAAGAUGGAGGCUUGUGUGUUCACCUUGGAAACCAAGUUGUCAAAGGCCCAGGAAGGGAACAGUCUCCUGGAGCAAGAGAAGGUCCAGCUGACACAGGAGCUCUCCUCGCUCAGGGAGCAGCUCUGUGGUGGCAGGGACUUGACUGUGGACCUAGCCAGUGCCAUGUCCAGAGUGGACAAGCUUCAGAAGGAGAAUGAGACUCUAAGUGGGGAACUGAGUCGCUGUGUGGACAAGAUGGCAAAGCUCGGAACGGUGGAGUGUCAACUCUCUCACCUGCUGGAAGAGAGGCUGAGCCUGGAGAAGCAGAGUCAGGCUCUCCGUGCCCAGCUCACUGCAGCACAAGAGAAGGUCCAGGCUAAGGAGGAGGCCCUACAGACUGUCAACUCGCAGAACGCGCGGCUGAAAUCAGACCUGCGGGUCACCCAGCAGGAGAAGGAGGCUCUCAAACAGGAAGUGAUGUCGCUGCACAAACAGCUGCAGAAUGCUAACGAUAAGAACCAGGUUCUAGAGAUGGCGUUGCACACAAGCGGGUACCAGACCCAGCACAAAAAACUGUACUGGGAUGAAUUGGCCCGACUGGUGGAACAGGAGCAGCAGUUACUGCGGCAGGAAAACGAGCGGUUGCAGAGGGAGGUCCAGAACACCAAGGGGGACCUUGUCCAUGCUCGGGACAAGACUCGCCAGCUGGAGACCGUGGUUCUGUCUCUGAAACAGCAGAAGCAGCAGGGCCAGUCCAGCCUGGUCAAGGCUGUGGAGCAGGAGAAGGCCGGUCUGAAGCGUGAGCUGGACUCACUGCGCAAGGAGCUGGUCAGUGCUAACAGGAAGGUGAGCGAGCACGGCGAGGUUCAGAGAGAGCUGGAGAACCUGCGGCAGGAGAACGAAGGGCUGAAGAGCCGGCAGACCCAUCUGGAGGCGCAGCUGUUGGAGGCUCUCCAGGCCCAGCUGGGUGGCAUGGUACCACAAGCACAACUGCGGUUGCCAGGAGAACGGCGAGGACAGCACCGGGGGGACGAGCUGGGCGGCCGUGGCCUGGAGCUCAACCUGCAGGAGGAGCAGGAGGUGAAGCUGAUUAAGAUGGAGGAGCGCAUGCAGGAGGUGGAGCUGAAGCUGCGGAAUGUUAAGAUGCUCCUGCAGGAGAAGGUGUCCCAGCUGAAGGAUCAGCUGCACAAGAACACCAAGGCGGACAUGAUGAUUAAGGACCUGUACGUGGAGAACGCCCAGCUGCUCAAGGCCCUGGAGAUGACGGAGCAGCGGCAGAAGGUGGCCGAGAAGAAGAACUACCUGCUGGAGGAGAAGAUUUCCAGUCUCAACAAGAUCGUCCGUGACCUGAGCCCCUCUCCGCUCACCGCCAUGCCGUACCACUUCAGCCGCUCCUGACGAUCCGUGUGAGCGGGCCGCACAUGAGCCCCUGAACAUGCACUGUCAGUGCACGCCUGCUAACACUGCACACCUGCUAACGCUGCCUACACCUGAACCCUCAUCAACAUUUUCAGACCCCCCUGUUUCCAUUGCCAUGUGAUGUUCUACUCCCUCCAAAAAAUCUUUUACUUUUUGGGAACCAUUAUGUAUCUGUGUUGGUGUUGCUGGGACCUUGAUAUCAGCACAACUGCAGCCAGCUGGGUGGGGGGGGAGGUUUCUUUUUUUCUUUGAGAUUACUUUUUUUGUUUGUUUUAAAAACAUUUUGCGAGGGGGUGUGUUUAAAAUGCAAGAAGUUGCACUUGGGACAUUAAUUUAAAGGAAAGCGCUUGUCAUCUUGGUCUGUUGUACCUUUUACAAACUCCACUGCUAUUUUUCAAUAAGCUUCUCUGCUUCCAUGAAUAAUAUUUCAACUAGAAAACCCUGAUGGUAAACUAGACAGUACUUCUAACCAUCCUAUUAGGGCAUAGAUAUUCUCAGAUAUUUUAUAUGUGAGAAUAUAAAUAUACUAUUUACAUCAUGGUUAUGAAUAUUGGGAGUAAAACAGAAUCUGUGACUAUGGCCACGUGGAAACAUUUUCCAAGACCGCUUUCGAUUGAUGAAGGAUGUGUAUUAAGGCUGAGUACAUAUUUAUUUUAUGAAGAUAUGUACACUAACGCAAAUGUUUUACUAAGUUAGUCUAUUGUAUGAAUGGGCACUUCCAAUGACCUAUGAGUGCUUAUGAUUUCUGCCAUUAUCCUUUAAGGUCAUAUGGCACGAUUAUGCUAAUAUGCUUGUGGACAGUGGUUAAAAUGAUUUUUUUCUGAAAACAAAGUCACACAACAUUAAAUAGGGGGUCUUUAAAUGUGAGCAUUUUAUUUUUUUUAACAUUGUAGAAAAUGUCUUGCUAAAUGUGAAAUUGGCAGUGUAGCCAAUUUAUUGUGUAUGUUCUGUGAAACCAAGGUGAAAAAAAUAAGUUGCAUUGCACAUUUUUGUUCAGUGCUACUUACAGGAAAAAAAGGUUCUAAGACAAGUGUAUUUUAUACUGCCUAAAAAGUGUUCUUGGCUGAUUACAACAAUCGUUUGAAAGCUGCCUCAGACUACGAGGAGAGAAGGAAAACACUACCUUAAGCAAUAUGUAUGAUAUUGUGUUUUUGUACUGUAUGUCACUCACCAUAACUUUUAUUAUGUUUAUUUUCUCUGUACAUUAUGUGUAAACACUGAAGAACUCCAUAUGGUGUACAGAUUGCUCACUGUAAACUGUGAAAACAGGUGUACGAUUGGUGGAUUCACUUAGCAAUAUGAGAUUGCACAGAAGGGGAAUAGGCGAAUGUACUACCUGCAUAUGAAUUUAAUGCUUGUUAUCGAUAACAUUCCAUAAUUUAUGCUUGAACUGAUCAUUGAAAUUGGAUACAAUUUUGAAACCGCACCUGAGUUCUCUAAAAAAAAACAAAAUUGGGAAAUUUUCAUGCAAUUGUCCUUUUUUUAUUAAAAUAUUUAUUGAAAUAUAAUUGAAUAUGUGACCACAAAAUUAAGGGAAAGUGUUUUGUAGGCUACACACACCAACAGAAUGGCCCUGACGCUUUUUUAGAAACUACCCAGACUCAUUCAUUAAGUUUUAUUGAAUUGAAUUCCAUAGUCAAAAACUACAUUUCCCAGUAGUCCAGUCUGUCAGUGAAAGGGAAGUGGACUGGACAUUUCUGCUAUUUGGAAGUAAAGUGGCGGUUAUUGUUGUGUAUAGAAGGAAAAAUUUUCUGUAUUGAAGGCCUGGCUUGAGCGAUGUUCUUUAAAGCGAACAGUGCCGAACUAGGAAUGUUGAAUGGAGGAUCACCUGUGACACAGACAGAAAUAAAGAUAUUUUGUGAAUCC
Anguilla anguilla (European eel) is the source of this 8852-nucleotide messenger RNA. It is a transcript of the gene nin, whose product is annotated as ninein (GSK3B interacting protein). Gene Ontology annotation, molecular function: calcium ion binding. Gene Ontology annotation, biological process: microtubule anchoring at centrosome; centrosome localization; centrosome-templated microtubule nucleation. Bases 381 to 6965 code for a protein of 2194 amino acids. Gene Ontology annotation, cellular component: centrosome; ciliary transition fiber; centriole. Lineage: Eukaryota; Metazoa; Chordata; Actinopteri; Anguilliformes; Anguillidae. The record is from RefSeq and is a predicted model, not a curated record. The transcript is spliced from 30 exons.